ACAGUUGUUAACCAAGUGAAUAAAUACCGUUAGCUUACAAUGGUGAUCAAAACGCCUUACAGUAGCUAUCCAGCGAGUCAAGCUAAGUUAGAAAUACACACUUUGCUAGCUUGGGUAGCCAACUACUGUAACGUUACCAAGCUAAAGGUUAAAGCUAGCAUGAUAUCCAUCACACGUUACUGCUACAAUGUUUAUUAGUUGGUAAUAUAAACGUGUAAUCAAGUCCUUAUUAAUGAGACGGACCAUAUUGACCGUAUCCAUGUGACCAUGGAAGAUGUGCAGAACAGCAAUGGCACUGAGACACAGACUGUCACCAUCCCCACCACCAUCACAGCCUCCCAGAUCUCCCAGAUAGCCCAACAGAUGUCUUUGGGAGGCUCUCCUUUGACGGUGGUCCAGCUCCCAGGGGGUCAGUACCAGGUUCAGGGGGUGAUCCAGUCGGCUCCGUCAGUCAUUCAGUCCCCUCAGGUCCAGACUGUUCAGGGCCAGGGCUCCGACAGUGAUGAUUCCCAGGACUCAUCAGACAGUGGAGUAUCUGCCCAGAAAACCAGAGAGAUACUAGCUAGACGGCCCUCCUACAGGAAGAUCCUUAAUGAGCUGUCUUCUGAGGAGGUGGCAUCACGACAUGAGGGAGAGGAAGACAACCCCGCCGCCUCUGGCAUGACCACUGUGGCCACGCCCAAUACACAGACCAUUUACCAGACCAGCAGCGGCCAAUACAUUACAAUCGCCCCUAAUGGAACUAUCCAGCUGGCCAGCUCAGGCUCAGAGGGUCUCCAGGGUUUACAGACUCUCACCAUGACCAACUCAGGCCAACAGCAGGGUACCACCAUCCUACAGUAUGCCCAGACACCCGAUGGACAGCAGAUACUCAUGCCCAGCAACCAGGUGGUCGUACAGGGUGCAGGAGGAGAGAUGCAGACGUACCAGAUCCGCACGGCGCCCACGGCCCAGCAGACUGUGGUCAUGACUUCCCCUGUUGGAAUGUCUGAGCAGAAGAGCGGCGACCCUACCAUGAAGCGGGAGAUCCGCCUUGCCAAGAACAGGGAAGCGGCCCGUGAGUGUCGCAGAAAGAAGAAGGAAUAUGUCAAGUGUUUGGAGAACCGCGUAGCCGUUCUGGAGAACCAGAACAAGACUCUCAUUGAGGAACUGAAGACGUUAAAAGACCUGUACUGUGUCAAAACAGGAUAACCAGGAAAACUAAGAAGCCAGCCAAUGAGCAGGACUUUAACAGCAGCAAACGGCUCAGCUCUCUCACAUGGACCAUGCGGGGUUAACUGGGAACACUUCAUUUCAGUCCUGAAAUACUACUCAGUUUUUGUUUUAUACUCUCUGUUUUAACAAACGUGUCAUAAACAGUGGCUAUGGGAAGGUUCCAUAUAAAAGACAAUGAAAGAGUGAGAGGUUGGCUGAUUUUCAACAGAUUUUUUUGUUUUUUAUUGAGCUAACAAUUGAAUUACUAAUGCUUAAAUUUUCAUAUUUGUGUAUAUUUUGUGAGCACACAUGAUGCGUUAAUUGUAAGCUUUAUCAUUGACAUUCAAUUUUCAAUUGUCCCCCUUUUUCCAGAAGCAGCACCCUAUUUUAAAAAAAUUCUAUGAAUCAUGUAGCAGAGAGAUUCAUCUGCAGUUUUUAACAACUAAAAAUUUGUAGCUGAAUUUUGAUUGUAUGAUGCGUUAAUGAUUCAUGUAUUUCUUAUGUGAACCAGAUCCCAUCUCUCCCUUUUCCCCCAUGAGGAAAUGUUACAUGUCCCAUUCCCUUCCAUUGUCCACAGGGAUGUAAGAGCUAUUAGAUAACAUUGUGUAAAGAUUACUUGGCUGUUACUAAGACAAUCUAUAUCAGGGAGAACAUGUCAGGAUAAUAUUUAUUUUCUAUUUCUGGAGGGGUGGGGGGGGAAUGAGCAAAGCAAACAAAAUGGGGGAACGCAAUGUGACUAAUUCUAUAAGUAAUGGAAAUAAAUGUUUCAAUUCUUUCAGUCUUUGCAUACAGUAGACCUCAGGUUAUAUAUUUUUAAUAAAAACAUAACUGAAUUGUU
This is a messenger RNA of Esox lucius (northern pike), 2032 nucleotides long. It is a transcript of the gene atf1, whose product is annotated as activating transcription factor 1. The transcript is spliced from 8 exons. Gene Ontology annotation, molecular function: protein binding; RNA polymerase II cis-regulatory region sequence-specific DNA binding; DNA-binding transcription factor activity, RNA polymerase II-specific. Gene Ontology annotation, biological process: regulation of transcription by RNA polymerase II. NCBI's taxonomy places the organism in Eukaryota, Metazoa, Chordata, Actinopteri, Esociformes, Esocidae. Gene Ontology annotation, cellular component: ATF4-CREB1 transcription factor complex; nucleus. The coding region runs from base 268 to 1191 and encodes 307 amino acids. The record is from RefSeq and is a predicted model, not a curated record.